UUGACCUGGCUUCCUAAGGCUAGGAGGAAGUGUAUCCUCUGCCUUUAGCCAUAGCAGGUGCUCUUCGUGGAAAGUCUUAAGCAUGGUGCAAAGCCGACUCAGCAAAGCAAAAGAAAAGAUGCCAAGAUUCUACUGUACUAGCUAGCGGCCAUGGGAAUACCUUCCUUCUUCAGCUGGCUCGUGGGCAAGUACCCAAAAAUCGUCGGCACCAUCAUCGACGUCUACUCUGCCUCGUCAUCGGAGGACGAGGAGGAGGAGAAAGAAGAAAAGGAGGAAGAAGAGGGGGAAGAAGAAGAGGUUGAAGAAGAAGAUGACGAUGAAGAGGAUGAAGAUGAAGAAGAAGAGAUCAUCUACGACAACCUCUACCUCGACAUGAAUGAAAUCAUCCACAAAUGCUUCCGCCUCAACAACGGGCUGGUGUACAAUUGGUUUUUCGCUUACUUGGAUCGCUUGUUUCGCAUGGUCAGGCCAAGGAGGCUCCUUUACUUGGCAGUAGAUGGUGUCGCCCCUAUGUCCAAGAUGACCAAGCUGCGACAGAGGUACUUCAAAACUGCCAAGUAUCGCGCAGACUCGGAGGCUGAAGCGAUCCUCUUGACGGAGAUAUUCAGAGCUCAGGGGAAAGAGGUGAUGCCCCGAGAUACGUACGAGCUUCAGAAUCCUGUUGUCAAGAUGCCAGGGACGGAAUUCAUGGAGAAGAUAUCAGCAGCGCUGGAGUACUUCAUCCACGAACGGUUGAAUACGGACCCUGAAUGGAAAGACAUCAAGGUAAUACUUUCUGAUGCAAAUGUUCCUGGAGAAGGGGAGCACAAGAUCAUGUCUUUCAUUCGCGCGCAACGAAGCAUGGAAAACUAUGAUCCGAACACCCGCCAUUGUCUGCAUGGGCAUGAUGCAGAUCUGAUCAUGCUCGCGUUGGCAUCUCACGAAGUCCACAUUUCAAUUUUGCGGGAGUUCGAUAAUCCAAAUGGAAGGAUACCCGCAAGAUUUUAUCAGUUUGUGGACAUAUGGGUUCUGAGAGAGUACUUGGAGCUUGAAAUGAAGACACCAGGUUGCAAACAAGAUACCGAGAGACUAAUAGAUGACUUUAUCUUUAUUUGUUUCUUGACAGGAAACGAUUUCAUUCCACGGAUUCCUUCACUAGAGAUAAAUGAAUUUGCAGUUGAUCUUCUCAUUGAAGUGUACAAAACAACCUUCAACAAAAUGGGGGGCUAUAUGGUCAACACAGACAAAAUUAAAGAUAAAUACGGUGUGUAUCUGGAAGUCACAAGGUUAGAGAAGUUCUUUCAUGAACUGUCCUUGUGCGAAGAGAAAAUUUUACUCAAAAGAUAUGAACUGCAAGAGAAGUUACUGCACAAGAUACAGGGUGAAGCUGCAGUAAACGAAUGGGCCAAGGGAGAGGACAGGGGAGAGAAGAAAACAUCAUUUGCUCAGCAUUUUUUUUAUCCUGUAGAGACUUCCCUUGAAAGAGACUCUGACGAUGUGGUCAGAGAGAAUACCAGGGAGCUAUGGAGAACUGUGAGCGAUAUUUUCUGUAAUAAGGACGACCUUUUUAAAAAUGGAGCCUGCAAACAAGACAAGAUAAGACCAGGAUGGAAAUCCCGGUUCUACAGAGAGAAGCUUGGUGCCGAAACUUCUAAAGAAGUUGGAAGGCUGCAGACAGAAAUGGUUCAGAAGUAUUUAGAAGGAUUAUGCUGGAUGCUUCAAUGCUAUUUUUCUGAAGUUCCUUCAUGGACUUGGUGCUACCCAUUCUAUUAUGCUCCUUUUGCAUCGGAUUUCAAAUGUCUGUCUCGAUUCAACAUAUCUUUCACCAUGGAUAAACCACUAACACCAUUUGAUCAGCUCAUGGCAGUUUUGCCACCACAAAAGAAUGUUUUGUCAUGUGCCCUUCCAAAAUGUUACAGCAAAUUAAUGGGCUGUGAAGAAUCUAAAAUACAAAUGUCCUAUCCAACAGAGUUCGAGAUUGAUCCAGAUGGCAAACGUUUCUUGUCACAAGGUAUUGCAAAGUUACCAUUCAUAGACAAGGAACUGCUGCUUUCAGCUACCAAAAUGGUAGAGAAAGAUCUAACGGAGGAUGAGAUGGCACGGAAUAAUGCUCGGCAGGAGAGGAUCUUCCUGAGGAACUCGCAGAGUCUGGCAAAUACUGCAGCAUUUGUGGCAACAAUUUCAGACAAUGCACAGAAAAAGCUUUGGAUAGACACUAGUGAAAUCGGGGGAUGGUUCUCACCAGAUGAGAAGGAGGUUCAAAGCUCUGCGUUAAGAAAAAAUAAGGUUCAACACGCGUGGUCGUGGAUAAGAGAUCCAGACAUGACAGUAUCAGCAAUGUUCUUCAACCCUGAGGCAGUGAAGCCGAUUUCAAGACUGCUUGACAAUGUCAUAGUGCCUGACAAGACUAUAACUGAAGCCGACAUUCGGAAGAGGCCGCUGUGGCAAACGUACCCGGGUCCAAGGCCAAGGCCGCCGCAUGUCACCCACAGACCAGAGACCCAGUGGAGGGCGAGCACGCCGGCGACGCCGAGAGAAGAGCACAAGCUCGCCGGGGAGGGGUGGCUGGGACGGGGGAGAGGAAGCGCCGCCGCUGCUACCGCCGAUACACAGCAGAUCGGGCCGAGCGGCUAUGGGAGAGGUUCCCAGGGUGUGCAAAUGGCGCAGAGCCGAGGCGGCCGGUUCGACGGCGGUGAUGAGUGGGCAGGAGGAGGCGGCGGCGGCGGCACGGUGAAGAGGCCGGAGACGGAGGCGCGGCCCGUUGGGUUGUGGGCGAGAGGAGGCGGCCGUCGCGGGAGCGGGCCAGCCCGCGCGCGGUAGCACGUUCUAAUUCAUUUGAGGCCCGUUUCAAGCUUCGGGCUGGCGAAGCAGAAAAUCUAGGGGCGAGCCCAAAGCAGAAGUUUCAGGUGCCCAUGAGGUCAUCGCUCAUUUUUUUCUUCUAAUAGUGGUUCGUAAGAUAUUCUCCUUCACCUGACUUAGAGAUGACAGUAAAAAUAUGUGUACAAUGGAUAAUAUGUUAGUCUUAUCUUCAACGAAAAAGCGAGACCAUUUCGAACUAGCCUUUAAAGGCAUAUUUUUAUAAAA
Messenger RNA from Triticum dicoccoides, 3063 nucleotides. RefSeq names its product 5'-3' exoribonuclease 3-like. Gene Ontology annotation, molecular function: RNA binding; 5'-3' RNA exonuclease activity. The record is from RefSeq and is a predicted model, not a curated record. The transcript has 21 exons. Gene Ontology annotation, cellular component: nucleus. The coding region runs from base 151 to 2799 and encodes 882 amino acids. Lineage: Eukaryota; Viridiplantae; Streptophyta; Magnoliopsida; Poales; Poaceae. Gene Ontology annotation, biological process: nuclear-transcribed mRNA catabolic process.